Molecule: messenger RNA, 2702 nt
Organism: Diabrotica virgifera virgifera (western corn rootworm)
Lineage: Eukaryota; Metazoa; Arthropoda; Insecta; Coleoptera; Chrysomelidae
Product: homeobox protein koza-like
Exons: 3
Coding region: 39-827 (262 amino acids)
Biological process (GO): cell differentiation; regulation of transcription by RNA polymerase II
Cellular component (GO): nucleus
Molecular function (GO): DNA-binding transcription factor activity, RNA polymerase II-specific; RNA polymerase II cis-regulatory region sequence-specific DNA binding
Source: RefSeq, a predicted model, not a curated record
AGCUGCUCGGAAGUGUCCAUUAAUUGGAAGUGCUAAUCAUGAUGCAACAGUACGAUACGGAUAUACAGUGCGAUACCACCACGACGCCUUUCUCGGUCAAAGAUAUCUUGAACAUAAAUAACAUAAACGACAGUGAUUAUUAUUCGAACAAUAUCAAAAAGGAACACAGUGAGUCGGUGCACCCGCAGUACUGGGAUAACGCGGGGUAUUACGGGAUCAACGAACAGUACGGGUACUACAUUGGCAGUGAGGGUGAGAAUUACGUAAAUAGGAACUACUGGAACUGUGAUAGUUAUUUGGACGGGAACCAGAACCAUUUUCAGCACCUGAGCAACUUUUACAACACGCAGAUCAAUGAGCAGACCCAUAGGAACGUUAAGGAUGAGUCCUACAUUAAAGUAGAGAGUCCAAAAAUCCAACAAGUGACGAGUUCAAAGACCGAAUUGCGGAAGUCAGGUCGACAAAGGACAAAACGAAAGCCUCGAGUACUCUUCAGCCAAGCUCAAGUCUAUGAAUUGGAGCAAAAAUUCAAACAACAGAAGUACCUGUCGGCGCCCGAGAGAGAGCAGAUGGCGUUGGGGUUGAAACUGACACCGACGCAGGUCAAAAUUUGGUUCCAAAACAGGAGGUACAAAAGCAAGAGACAAAAGAUAGAGAAGACAGAAGAGAAAAAGCAUUCGUCAGUGAUCACCAACUCAGGAUUCUGCAUACCACAGACGCUAACACAGACCCCAUACAGUAUUUUCCAGAAUAAUAACGACAUUUAUCCCCCCAACGAAUAUAUAUGUCAGGAAAGGUAUAACGAGUUAAGUGUUUCGUUUAAUUAAUGAUUUGUUGUAGUUUUGUAAAAACUCUAUUCUCUUUUUGGUCAAACAGUAUUUAAAGGAACAAAGUGUUUUAGAUCAAAAACAUAGAUUUCAGAAAAAUUUUUGAAAAAGGAAAAUAUUACAUAUUUUCGGAAAAACAGCUUCUAGCGUUCUUUAAAUAUCUCAUAUAAAUAACUUUCUAUUUCUUUUUUUUUUUAUUUGAACUAUAGGGUCUAGACUGCUACAGCCAUUGACAUAGGUAUACAGUGUGUACAAAAAGUAAUUUCAAAUGCAAAAAUAUAUUAAUUGUUAAUAGGUAUAAAAAAAAAGUUUUAAAUAGCUGAAAUUAUCUUUGUAAGAAAAUUAGAAAUAUUUAGGAAUAAACAGCGUUUGCCGUUACACCAAAAUUGUAAUAAAUAUAUACUUUUUUGAAUAGACCACCUUCUAGAUUUUGUCAAUUUUGCAUAAUAUAAUAAAUUAAAAAUACAAUCAUUUAUACCAUUUAGUUCAAACUUUAUUCUUUUCUUAAUUCUUAUUUUAGUUAGAGCAGCUCUAAAUAAUUGGUUAGAGCACAGACUAAACCAUUCUCAUCUCUUUUAUCUUCUAUAAUCAAACGUAGCACAUUAUAAAGACCACCAUUAGGUCUCUUUAUUCUGAAAACUUCUUUCAUGGCGUUUCCAAGUAUUUCAAUAGCAGUAUGUGUAAUGAUACUGGCCGUCUUCCUCAAAAUUAUAUUAGGACUUCACCAAAUGUUCCAAGACAUUUUUGUUUACUACAUAUUUGUAUUUUUUUUUUCAUUUUAUAACAUCCACCACUUGAUUUUGCGUGGUCCUCUAUGAUAUUUUAGUUUAAUUUGGCUUUAUUAGUUUUCGCUUAUGUUCAGCAACAUAUUAUGUUGUGGGCUUACUGUCUCACUAAAUAUUACCUUGCAGUCCUUACAGCCUUACAUUCAUGUAUGCAUAUCUUCCUUUCUUAUGAAAUACUUAAUCUAUUUGGGAGUAAUUUUGCUCACUUUUGUACGUAAUAAGUUGAGUUUAGAUAUCUCUUUUGAAAGAAUGUGUUAACAAUCGCCAUAUCUAACGCUAAUUCCAGCAUAUCUUCAGCUUCAUGUCUAGUUCCAAAGCCUAGACCUCCGUGUAUUGCUUCAUUUCAAGUCCUGGAUUGGCCAACAUGUGCAUUAAUAUUAUCUUUUAUUAUGGCUUUCUCCUGAUGGGAGUAGCCUUGUCUUUUAUCUACACUCUAUAGUUGUCCAUUUUCUAACAUGGUAUCAGAAAGGAAAGAUUCUUAAAUAUUGAAGAUGGUCGGGAUCGGUUUGAAGAAGUGCUGACUAGCUUAGGAUAGAGCAGUGGCGGCUCGUGAUUUUUUCAAUAUGGGAGGCUAUACCUAACUGUAAAUUAUCUAGACAAAUUUGUACUAGCAAAAAAAAAUCCGCCAAAAAACCUAAUUUAAGGCCCCAUUUUUUUGGCCAUUUCUUAUUUAUAUUUUAUAACAUCAUCAUAAUUCAUAAUUAUUUCAUAAUAUCAUAUUAUUUUAAAAAUAGUUAGUAGGUACCUAUAAUUGUAAAAGUGUAUUACCAACGUUUGUGUCGUUUAUUUGUUAACAAUUCUAUCUCUGUAAAUAGAUAUGCAUAUCAAAAUAAAUACAGAUUUGAAGUUUUGCAGUCCAUACAGGUUGAAGGUUUACAUUGUUUAAGAGGAAACAGUAGCGAUCAACAGGUAGCAAAAACGCGUUCCAAGAUUGCGGCUGUAAUUUUGAAUAUUUUUUCGAGAUAUUUGGCCCACGUAUUCGUAAUAUAAUAAAAAAUGGCGGUACAGAGCCCAAUUUGAAAAAUAUAUUAAUAUGUGGAUAUUACUUUGUAAUUAAAUACAAUAUUAAAAAAACGAGACUGUACCGCCA